Acromyrmex echinatior (Panamanian leafcutter ant) is the source of this 1833-nucleotide messenger RNA. It is a transcript of the gene Ack-like, whose product is annotated as activated Cdc42 kinase-like. The record is from RefSeq and is a predicted model, not a curated record. Gene Ontology annotation, biological process: protein phosphorylation. Lineage: Eukaryota; Metazoa; Arthropoda; Insecta; Hymenoptera; Formicidae. Gene Ontology annotation, molecular function: protein tyrosine kinase activity; ATP binding; protein binding.
AAAAGUUCGACAUGGCUCCUCUUAGGUUUCUCUCUGACAACGUUGUAUGUUGUACGGUAGUUGACUGUAGUUCUGUGUCGAUUUUUGUAAUACGUAGCGAAUACGCAGUGUAGUUUUCUACUACUGUUUUCUAUUAUAAGUAUCUAUUGUUUAUUUAUGCAAUGAUUAAUGUGCAGAAUGAAGAUUAUGAAGCUUUAAAGCUGUAGUCAAACCAGAUCUCGUUAUUUUCGUUAAAAUUAAUCGAGGUAGAACGAAACGAAAAUUUAAAAAAGUGAAAAAAGUGACAGCUGUUGCAUCGAAUCUUCAGAGCCAAGAAAAAAGGAAGAUAGUAAUUUAUGAACAAGAGAGGAAUCUUUCUCGUGAUUUGAAAAUUUCGACAAAAUUGAGAACAGCAGUGGCCCAUUGUAUCUCAUAUCAAAAGGAAGAAAAAUCUCGUAUCUCUCUGAAGCAGCAUAGAAUGGAUCACACUCUACCUGUAAAGGCAAACUCCGGAGCCACCGAGUCCUCAGUCGAAGCGCUCGCAACCAUGUCAACCUCCCUACGAUCCAGGCACAGCCGUAGCUCCUUCUUCCUCUGCGGCAACGGAGACGGCGACGCAGCAACAGGCUCCACCUGCUCAGUCGACGCAGAAGGUACGACAUCAUUCGCACCCAAGACACCUUCCGAACCUUCCAUCCAGCAGAUUCAACUGCAGGGUCCGUCGGCAACCCUGCAGUCAGCCCAUCGCUUGAUGACGACAUACCGAGGGCAGGGACAACAGAUCCCCAGUCAGCCGGUCCUGAGUUCCGAAUCUCAGGCGAUUUUUUUCAUUUUCCGUGUCUAUUCCAUGAUGCUAGAUUGCCGGUAGUAGUACGGCCGAGGAGUACGCCGACCAAUUCCCCGGUUCGUCUCUAGUUCUUCACGGCGUCGAGUUGAUGAUCCGCCACGUCGAUGUGGAGGGAACAACAAAGCAAAACUUCCCACUAAAGGGAAGCUUACCCACACACCGACGGAAGACGUCGAUAACCUCCGCCACAGUCCGCGCACAACACCAAGCACCGCACGCGAAGAGAGACUGCAAGACCAACGACGCUCCAAAUACCAGAAGCACGAAGAUUAAUGUCGCUCCACAAAGCAUAACAGUGGGGAGAACCAAGCAGGAAAUACACCGCCACCAACCCUCUCAUCCCUAAGCCACACUUACUGGGAUAACCCAGUACUCCCUCCCCCUUGACUACUAUUGGACGGUUCACCUACCGCCCAUUGGGCGGUCUAUCCACCUGUGGUCGCGCACCAUGGAACAGGGGGAUCUUUUAUAGAGGGCCCACCUCGUCGUUCGAGAAAUCGGGUGCAAUCUCGGACGCUCGGUCUCUUCCAAUGGUGCAAGAGAAGAGAUUACGAGAGUUUAGGCACCGCGGGUUCGCUAUACCUGUAGUGGAAUCAUAUCGAGAUGCGCCCGGGGAUGUUGGAUCGCAUCGGAAAUAAUCCCAAUUGCGGGAAGCCAGGUUAGCUUACCGAGCUUCUUUGUGACCAUUGUUCAUAUAUCUAUUUUAGAAUAUAAUCUUAGGAUAAGAAAGCGUUAGAAAUACGAUCUUUUCUUUCUUUUCUUUAUGUUUUGCUUUUAAUAACCCUUAUCUAUUUACCUGGACGAAGGUCUCUUAAGAUAAAAAUAGAAAUAAGACUUUCUGAAAACCUAAGGUAUCUACUUAACAACUCAAUAACUCGAAUUUUCUAGAAGUAUUUCCGAGCCUUAAAAUAGAGAGCGCUUGGAUUAAGUGAGCAGUCCAUUGAAAUCCUACGAAACCGGUCGCAUCUAAGAAUGAAAAUUGUAAUAAAGUGAAUUUUGUACAAGAU